Eruca vesicaria subsp. sativa (arugula) is the source of this 4058-nucleotide messenger RNA. The record is from the annotation of a GenBank genome assembly. NCBI's taxonomy places the organism in Eukaryota, Viridiplantae, Streptophyta, Magnoliopsida, Brassicales, Brassicaceae.
AUUAAAUCAUGUCUUCCCGUGCCUCUUUCAUCCUCCUUUUCCUUUUCUCCUUCCUCACUAGCUUCCGAGCUACAGCGGUAAGGCCCAACUUUGUACACCAUGAUUGUCGAAAUACGACAAGGUAUUCAGCGAACAGCACUUACUUCACCAAUCUCAAAACACUUUGGUCCUCUCUCUCUUCUACCAAUGCCUCAUACUCCACCGGUUUCCAGAACGCUUCGGCUGGACAAGCUAGGGAUAUGGUCACGGGACUUUUCCUCUGCCGAGGAGACGUCUUGCCUGACGUUUGUCGUGACUGCGUCUCCUUUUCUGUCACCGAUAUCGUAACUAGGUGUCCCGAUCAGAGAGAGGCCAUUAUCUAUUACGAGGAGUGUAUGCUCAGAUACUCCGACCGGAAUAUUUUCUCGAACCUCACACUCACCGGAGAUUUUUUGAUGUAUAACGCUAAUAGUAUUACAUCUGUGGAAGAAACAGCUCGGUUCGAAAAAGUGGUGUUGACCACAAUUAUUGAAGCUGCCUUUGAAGCAGCGAACAACUCUCGAUAUUUCUGUACGAGAAGUGUAAGGACGUACCAGUUCCAGAAUUUGUACAAUUUCCAGUUCCAAAAUAUCGAAUCCCAGAAUUUGUACGUCCUGGUUCAGUGCACUCCUGAUCUGACCAGACAAGACUGUUUGUCCUGUCUGGAACUAUCUAUCUACAAAUUGAAUUUUGAACGCACUGGAGCAAGACUUCUUUUACCUAGCUGUAAUUCGAGGUACGAACUUUACCAAUUCUACAACGAAAGCGUCGUUGAUACACCACUGCUGCCUUCGCUGCCUCCAACGCCCCUAGUGGCCUCUACUCCUCCGGUGUCAUCUGCUCCACGACCUAGUAAUGGUGGGAAUUUAAAUGUGUUAGCCAUAGCCGUCCUUGCGGCUAUUAUAAUGGCUUUGCUACUUUUCAUAGCUGGUUAUUGUUUCCUUGCAAAGAGGACAAAGAGGGCUUCUGAUAGUGCACCAGCCUUCUAUGGAGAUGAUAUAACAACAAUAGACUCGCUGCAACUUGAUUAUAGAACAAUUGAAGCUGCAACAAAUGAUUAUUCAGAUAAUAAUAAGAUUGGUAGAGGUGGAUUUGGCGAAGUUUACAAGGGUACUUUUUUGAAUGGGACUGAAGUUGCCGUGAAGAGACUGUCCAAAUUAUCAGGACAAGGUGAAACAGAGUUCAAGAACGAGGUUAUUGUUGUUGCAAAGCUUCAGCAUAGAAAUUUGGUAAGGCUUGUAGGGUUUUCUCUAGAACGGGAAGAAAGGAUACUGGUCUAUGAAUAUGUGCCCAACAAAAGCCUUGAUUACUUCCUCUUUGACCCCACAAAGAAGGAUCAGCUAUGCUGGACACGACGAUACAAGAUCAUAGGAGGGAUUGUUCGGGGAAUGCUAUAUCUUCAUCAAGAUUCACGGCUAACAAUAAUACACCGUGACCUCAAAGCAAGUAACAUUCUCCUAGAUGCAGAUAUGAAUCCAAAAAUUUCUGAUUUUGGAAUGGCAAGGAUCUUUGGGAUGUACCAAACUCAGGAGAACACGAGCAGAAUUGUCGGUACCUACGGCUACAUGUCUCCUGAAUAUGCUAUGCAUGGCCAGUUCUCAAUGAAAUCUGAUGUCUAUAGCUUCGGAGUGUUAGUUCUUGAGAUUAUAAUUGGUAGGAAGAAUAGCAGCUUCUAUGAGAGAGACGGUGCACAUAACUUGGUUACAUAUGCAUGGAGACUUUGGACUAACAAAGAAGAGUUAGACCUUGUGGAUCCAGUUAUAGUAGCCAAUUGCCAGAAGCGUGAAGUGGUUCGAUGCAUCCAUAUUGGUCUUUUAUGUGUUCAAGAGGAUCCUGCAGAGCGUCCAACCUUUUCAACCAUUUUGCUGAUGCUCACUAGUAACAAUUUGAUUUUACCAGUGCCUCAACAACCAGGGUUUGUCAUUCAGACUAGACCUAAAGCAGAUCUGCCUAAUUCCAAUCAAUCUACGAUGACCAAGUGUGUUAUAGGGUCUGUUAGUGAUGCGUCGGUCACUGAUUUAUAUCCUCUAUAUCGGAGUUUCUCAAAGCCAGUUAUGUCUUCCAGGGCCUCUUUGAUCUUCCUUUUCAUUUUCUUCUUUCUUACUAGCUUUAGAGCUACUGCUCAAGAUCCUACCUACGUACACCACAUAUGUUCAAACACGACAACUUACACCAGAAACAGCACUUACUCCACCAAUCUCAGAGCCCUUUUAUCCUCUCUCUCUUCCAACAAUUCCUCUUACACGACCGGAUUCCAAACCGCCACCUCCGGACAAGGCGCCGACAGGGUCACAGGACUUUUCCUUUGCCGAGGAGACUUCUCGCCGGAAGUUUGUCAAAGAUGCGUCGCCUUUGUCGUCAACGACACCUCAACUCGGUGUCCUAAUGAGAGAGAGGUCGUGCUCUAUUAUGAUGAGUGUAUAGUAAGAUACUCUAACCGGAACAUUCUCUCGACGUUAGACACCAAUGUAGGACUAAUCUUGAAUAACGGCCAAAAUAUUACAUCUAACCAAAAAGACCAGUUCAGAGACUUGGUCUUGUCAACAAUGAACCAAGCCGCCAGUGAAGCUGCGGAGAGUUCUAGAAAGUUUGAUGCAAGAAGAGCUAAUUGGACUAGAUCACAGAGUUUAUACGGUUUGGUUCAGUGCACUCCUGAUCUGACAGGGCAAGACUGUUUGAGUUGUCUGCAACAGGGCAUCAAUCAGUUACCUGUUGAUAAAAUUGGAGGAAGAUUUAUUGUGCCUAGCUGUAAUUCAAGAUACGAGAUUUACCCAUUUUACAACGAGUCCGCCAUUACAACACCACCACCGCCGCCGGUUUCAGUUCCUCCACCACCAGGUGGGAAUUCAACAGUGCUAGUGAUAGCCAUUGUUGUGCCUAUUAUAGUGGUUGCUCUGCUUUUCAUAGCUUGUUAUUGCUUCCUUGCAAAGAGGGCAAAGAAGACUAAUGGCACAUCAUCUGCAUUUGAUGUUAAACAUUUGAAUGUUAAUUCUGAGCGGGAUGAUAUAACAACCGCAGAACCACUGCAGCUUGAUUACAGAUCAAUCCAAACUGCUACUAAUGAUUUUGCAGAAUGUAAUAAGAUAGGGGAAGGUGGAUUUGGAGAGGUCUACAAGGGUACAUUAUUGGAUGGCACUGAAGUUGCUGUGAAGAGACUGUCAAAGUCAUCAGGACAAGGUGACGCAGAGUUUAAGAACGAGGUUAUUCUUGUUGCAAAGCUACUACAUAGAAAUCUUGUUAGACUUCUCGGAUUUUGUCUAGAAGGAGAAGAAAGGGUACUAGUCUACGAGUAUGUGCCCAAUGAAAGCCUUGAUUACUUCAUCUUUGACCCUGCAAAGCAAAGUCAGCUAGACUGGUCUCGAAGAUACAAGAUUAUUGGUGGAAUUGCUCGAGGGAUUCUUUAUCUUCAUCAAGAUUCACGGCUCACAAUUAUACACCGUGACCUUAAAGCAAGUAACAUUCUUCUGGAUGUCAAUAUGAAUCCUAAAAUUGCUGAUUUUGGAAUGGCUAGGAUCUUUGGAAUGAACCAAACAGAGGAGAAUACAAGCAGGAUAGUGGGGACCUAUGGUUACAUGUCUCCUGAGUAUGCAAUGCAUGGUCAGUACUCAAUGAAAUCAGAUGUCUAUAGCUUCGGAGUGUUAGUUCUUGAGAUUAUAAGCGGAAAGAAGAAUAGCAGCUUCUACCAAACAGAUGGUGCACAUGACUUGGUUUCAUAUGCAUGGAGGCUUUGGAGUAAUGGGACACCGCUAGAGCUCGUGGAUUCAACUAUUGUAGAUAAUUGCCAAAGGAAUGAAGUUGUUCGAUGUGUCCAUAUAAGUCUUUUGUGUGUUCAAGAAGAUCCUGUUGAGCGUCCACCCUUGUCAACCAUAGUUCUGAUGCUCAGUAGUAAUACUGUGACAUUACCGGCCCCUAGGCAACCAGGUCUUUUCUUUCAGAGUAGACUUGGAAAAAACCCUCUUGAUUCAGACAAAUUUACAACGACCAAGUCUCUUCUAGUGUCGGUUGAUGAUGCCUCGAUUACAGAUCUAAAUCCUCGUUGA